Molecule: messenger RNA, 2174 nt
Organism: Macroventuria anomochaeta
Lineage: Eukaryota; Fungi; Ascomycota; Dothideomycetes; Pleosporales; Didymellaceae
Product: general substrate transporter
Exons: 4
Coding region: 362-2014 (550 amino acids)
Biological process (GO): transmembrane transport; carbohydrate transport
Cellular component (GO): membrane
Molecular function (GO): carbohydrate:proton symporter activity
Source: RefSeq, a predicted model, not a curated record
CCUAACGUAUCUCUCUGAUCAAACUUUUCAGCAGCGUUGAGGCUCCAGAGUGAUGGCUGGGAGGGGCCUCGGCACGUAUCGUCAGCAUCAUUGGAGACACGGCCGAACGGUAGGAGAUGACGUUGCAUCGUCGGACCACGCCUCAUGUAGCGUGCAAUCCUUGUACCAGGAUAGUACAUUCUGUCUGCACGACCAAGGAAGUGGAGAUCGGGGAGAUCUGCGUGCAGAAUAAGAGCUUCGUAUCCCCCGCUGUGGGGAGACUGUACGAGCCCAUCUUUUCCCCAGAUCAGCCUCAUUCCACACGAUCAAUAGUGGACUGUGCGCAUAUCCAAAGCCAGUUUUAUCUGUCGAGAAAGCCAGGAUGUCGGACGAUGGUCAGCACCCUAGAUUCAUGGGACUUACUGGCCGGCCAUUGAGCACGGCUGUGUCAGUGGUUGCUACAACUGGCUUUCUUCUCUUUGGUUAUGAUCAGGGUGUCAUGUCAGGCAUUAUCUCAGCCAAGCCUUUCAACGCUUACUUCCCGGAGAUCCUAUACAAUUCAACAUGGCAAGGCUUCGUGACUGCCAUCUACGAGAUCGGUUGUCUUGCUGGUGCCAUUACGAUGCUUCUUUACGGUGAUACUCUUGGUCGUCGACGAGCUAUCAUGACCGGUGCGAUUAUCAUGAUUCUCGGCACUAUCAUCCAGGUCACUCCAAUCAAGGGACACAAUGCGGGCGCGCAGUUCAUUUUGGGAAGGACGAUAACUGGUGUCGGUAAUGGCAUGAACACAGCCACGAUUCCAACAUAUCAGGCGGAGUGUUCCAAGACCUCGAACCGAGGGUUGUUGAUUUGCAUCGAAGGUGGCAUCAUUGCCUUUGGUACAUUGAUUGCGUACUGGACUGACUACGGCUGCUCAUAUGGACCUGACCAGCUCACCUGGCGCUUCCCUAUUGCAUUCCAGAUCUCAUUCGCCCUGGUCAUUUUGAUCGGCCCUAUGUUCCUGCCUGAAUCGCCCCGCUGGCUGCUGAGUAAAGAUCGCCACGAGGAUGCGAUUAAGGUUAUUGCAGCGCUCCGCGGAUACAGGAUGGACUCAGAGGAGACUCGCCUGGAGGCUCAUAUCAUCAUGGACUCGCUUCGAGCUUCUGGCCACAAGGGUGGCAACACACCGUUCAGCGCUCUGUUCACCAACGGCAAGACGCAACAUUUCCGGCGCAUGAUGCUUGGAGCUUCAUCCCAACUGAUGCAACAGAUUGGUGGUUGCAACGCGGUCAUCUACUAUUUUCCAAUUCUGUUCGAAAAGUCUAUUGGACAGACUCAUGAGAUAUCACUGUUACUCGGCGGUGUUAACAUGAUCGUCUACUCGAUCUUCGCAACUACGUCUUGGUUCAUUAUUGAGCGUGUCGGUCGCCGCAACCUGUUCUUGAUCGGUACCGUUGGGCAAGGCUUAUCAAUGGUCAUCGUGUUUGGAGCUCUGAUUCCGGGUAACGAGAACGCUGCCAAAGGUGCAGCCGUUGGCUUGUUCACAUACAUUGCUUUCUUCGGCGCUACUUGGCUGCCUCUUCCUUGGCUAUAUCCUGCUGAGGUCAACCCGGUCAAAACCCGUGGCAAGGCGAACGCUGUGUCGACGUGCACUAACUGGCUCUUCAACUUCGUCGUAGUGAUGAUCACCCCCGUCAUGAUUUCCAACAUCGGUGAGCGAACUUCCUCAUACAGCCAUGAGCAUCAACUGAUGAACUUAGGCUGGGGUACAUACCUCUUCUUCGCCGUUGUCAACGCGUGUUUCCUGCCAUUUAUCUAUAUCUACUACCCAGAGACGGCAAGGCGUUCACUCGAAGAGAUCGACUUAAUCUUCGCCAAGGGUCAUCUUGAGAACAUGAAUUAUGUCAAGGCUGCCAAAGAGCUGCCAUACUUGGACGAGCAUGGUAUCGAGCAGAUGCAGCGUCAGUACGGGUUCUUCGACGAGCACGACACUGGGUUGGAGGUUCUGGGCGAGAAACAGAGCCACGGUCUGGUCUCUGAAGCUGUCACACCAUGAGUAACGCAGUAGCACCAUCGCAUUCGCAAGGAAAUAAGUAGCAUACCAGCGCCCUCGCGGUCUAUAUGGGGGGAUGCUGUGCAGGAUUACCGGCUUCGACGUCCGCAAACUACCCGGCUCCAGAAUAGUCAUAGAUGAACUAGGCACCUACUUUACAAAU